This is a messenger RNA of Fusarium falciforme, 993 nucleotides long. RefSeq lists its product as hypothetical. Lineage: Eukaryota; Fungi; Ascomycota; Sordariomycetes; Hypocreales; Nectriaceae. The coding region runs from base 1 to 993 and encodes 330 amino acids. The transcript has a single exon. The record is from RefSeq and is a predicted model, not a curated record.
AUGCAGCGCCACGCUUUGCGUUCGGUGUGCAGCCGGACAAGGCCAGAGCUCGAGCAGGCCUCGGACGCUCUCCGAAACUGCAUCCGCCAAUUCUCGACGACACAAUUGCAGGCCGCCAACCCUCCCAAUGGCCCCGGCAACCAGAACCGACCUGCCCCAGCCGGCGCUCCCAAGGUUCUCAACGUGAAGAGCCUGCCUCUCCGAGGAAGAGGAGGAUUCCGCGGACGUGGUGCACUCCGUGGACGAGGUGGAUUCACUGGAAGAGGAGGAUCUUCAGCUGGUGGCCCGCCUCGGUCAUCUUCGCCCGUUCGCGGAGGCGGUUUUCGUGGCAGAGGUAGAGGAGGUGCCCGAGGUCGAGGCCGGGGAGGCAAGAAGGAGGUUCGAAAGCGAGACGAUGACGACAAAGACAAGACGAGAGGUCGUGGUGAUCAGUACUCAACCAUGGACCCUGAUGAGCGACACUUUGACGACGCAAUGCGAUAUGGCACGCGAACCGAGUACACACCCUCGCUGACUCUCGAGUCUAUCGUCGAAUUUGCGCCCGCCGUGCCGGGCUCCGCCGCUGGAAACUCGGCCACCGUCCUCCAGAACCUCAGCGUCUUGGGCACGGCUGAUCACGUCGGUGCCCCGCAAGCUUUCCAAGCCCGCCACUACGCCUCCGAGGUCGAGACCGGCGGACUGCGCUUCUUUGCCGACGCCGAAGCCAAGAAGGCCGCCGAGAAGCACAUCCAGGAUAAGAUCCAGGCCGAGGGCGGAGAGUCCAAGGGCCCCGCCAUCUCGGACGCCGAGGAGGCGGUCCGCAAGGUCAUCACACAAAAGGCCGUCAGCGGGCAGCACGAGACGCCCAAGUUCGCGACCGAUCCCGUUGGCGUGUCCCGCUCGUGGCACCUCCGGGCUGAGACGUACACCACCAGCGACGUCAACGCUUUCGAGAAGAAGCUGACGUCGCUGCUGGUCAAGAAGGGAGGCAACGGGAAGCAAGCACGAGCUUAA